Messenger RNA from Oppiella nova, 3942 nucleotides. NCBI's taxonomy places the organism in Eukaryota, Metazoa, Arthropoda, Arachnida, Sarcoptiformes, Oppiidae. The record is from the annotation of a GenBank genome assembly.
AUGAAAAAUUCAGUCAUUUUAUUGAGUUUUCUCGUUGAGAGUCUGUUAUGUAUAGCAGUACUGACGGCACCGACCGGUGAUAUAACAGCUGCUGACCUGAAGGUUGAAUACCUUAGCAAUCCAUUAGCCGUAGACAUACCUCAGCCCCGACUCCAAUGGACUCUUCAGGCGACUGAUCCCACAAAAAAAGAUUUGUCUCAAAAGGCGUACCAAAUACUUGUGGCAACAGAUCGCGAAAGUCUGGACAAAAACAUCGGUAACCUAUGGGACAGUAAGAAAGUGGUAAGCGAUAGGACCACUCAUAUUAAAUACGGCGGAACUCCGUUAAAGUCUGGACAAAGAGCCUAUUGGAAGGUGAAUGUGUGGGACCAGAAUGACCAGGUACAAUUAGGCACGGGUGAACCCGUCAACUAUUGGGAUAAAGGACUGGACAUUAAUGACUGGACCGCCCAAUGGGUUGGUGCCCCGAAAGGCACUCAACAAAAGGCGUUACAAAACAUAUCAGAUAUCGACUCAAAAACUAAGAAUGCUAUAGGCGUACUGUUAGGAACAGGGUGGUUUAGCAGUUAUGUCGGAUUUUCCGGUCAAUACAAUAUUUUUGGUUGGGAUCAGAAUGUGUUGUUUGAAUUGCAUAUACAAUACGAGAACAAUAAGACAGAAAUUGUUAAGUCAGACAACACGUGGAAAGUGAGCACCGGAUCCCUUAUAUACUCCGACCUAUUGAUGGGAGAGUUGUAUUAUGAGAACCGGGAGGUGAAAGGCUGGGCAUCGCCAGAGUUUGAUGACAGCCACUGGCCAUCAGUGGUAACCAAAUCUAUCGACAAAAAGGUGGCCCUAGUGGCCGAUCGGGCCGAACCGGUUCGGGUGACUCACGAGUUAUCGCCAAAGACUAAAUACCAGAGCAAACCAGGGGUUUGGGUGUUUGACUUCGAGCAGAAUAUGGUCGGUUGGGUUAGGAUCUCAUUCCCCAAGACAUACGAUGCGAGUCGAGUGCAGUUAAGACACGCGGAGGUACUGAAUCCCGACGGAUCCAUAUAUACAAAGAAUUUGAGGUCCGCUUUGGCCACCGAUACCUAUGUGUUGAACAAGGCCGACAACUCCUAUGAGAUCUCAUUCCUCGGGGUGAAGUGCUGGUACUUAAGCCUGUGUGGAAAGCUGAGCGUAAAGCUCUCAUCCAACCCAAUGGUCAAUAAGUUGUUCUCAAACAUCAAUUGGGGUCAAAGGGGAAACUUUCUGUCCGUUCCCACCGACUGUCCGCAACGGGACGAGCGGUUGGGAUGGAUGGGCGACGCGGAGAUCUUCGCCCCCACCGCCAGUUAUAACGCAAAAGUGGCCGCAUUUUACACCAAAUUUAUGCGCGACGUAAGGGACGGGCAGUCCAAAGACGGCGGCUAUUCUGACGUAUCGCCCCGAGUGGUAGACCCGGCUGAUGGUGCGCCCGCUUGGGGUGACGCCGGUGUCAUAAUUCCCUACACUGUGUACCGCAUGUAUGGAGACAUUCAGAUGAUUGAAGACAAUUAUGAAGCCAUGAAACGAUGGAUGGAUUACAUCGGAACCCAAAACCCGUCCUAUAUAUGGACCAAACGAGUGAACAAUAAUUUCGGUGAUUCCGACGUUCACUUGCGGCUGUGUGGGUUUCUCCAGUACUUAUGGCCCAUAAUGCCGAUGCUGCGGGAGGAAUACAGGUUUUACCGCUUUCCCUUCGUCAACACGACUGACGGUAAGAUCAAAGGCGACACUCAGACCGGGUAUGUCAUCGCCAUUGCCUUCGAGAUGUUGCCUCAAAACCUGAUACCAUUGGCGGCCAACCAUUUGGUCGACAAUAUUAAGGCCCACGACUGGCAUCUCACCACUGGAUUCAUUGGUGUGGGCUACUUGUGUCCAACACUGAGCCAAUUGGGUCACACGGAUGUGGCCUACCGUUUGCUACUGCAGGACACGUACCCCUCGUGGGGAUAUAGUAUUAAAUACAACGCGACGACUAUAUGGGAGCGUUGGGACGGAUGGACCAAAGAGAAGGGAUUUCAGGAUCCGGGUAUGAAUUCAUUCAAUCACUACUCCUUGGGAUCAGUCGGUCGAUGGCUCUUCCAAUCGGUGGCCGGUAUUGACACCAAUAACGAAGAGGUGGGCUUCAAGAGUAUCGUAAUCGCACCCAAACCUGGCGGUAAUCUCCAGAAAAUGACGGCCCGGUAUCCAUCUAUUAAUGGGUUGAUAGGAACCAGUUGGGAGACUAACGGCGCUAAUAUUACUUUAACAGUCGACAUUCCGGUCAAUACGAAAGCAUUGAUUGAUUUAACAUUUUUGAAGAAACCCGUCCACACCAAUGACCCGAGGCCAUCCAUACAGAUAGUCCCUCUCAACCGAGUUGUGCAAAUUGAAGACCUCUUGAAGUGUUCGGCCGAAGACGAGGCCGAUGUAGUGGUCGCUCAGCUGGAAAGCAAAGAAGUGGAGGAAAUCCGGACGGCGUCGACACUAUUCUCGAUGACUUUUUCGGUGUCGUUCAUAUCGGCCCGUCUACUACUGUUCCUCUCGAUCAUCACAUUCGUGUUGACCGGUGGGCACCUGAACGCCGAGAUAGUGUUCGUGACAAUAGCUGUGUUUGAACGGCUCCGGUACUCAAUGACAUGGAUGUUGCCUCAGGCGGUGUCAGGUCUCGCAGAAAUACUCGUCUCCUGUAAACGACUGCAAAGUUUUCUAUUACUCGACGAAAUCAAACCCAUUGUGAGACCAAUGGAUAGUAAAAUUGAUGGGAAAGGCGUGUUGUUGACUAAACUGUCCUCAAGUGUGAAGUCGACGGACACUAAAUGCAAGAAUAAGUUGAAAUUCUUGUUGAAGAAUAUUAGCUGUGAUGUGAAAUGCGGUGAAAUUCUAGCCAUUGUCGGACCGGUAGGCUCUGGAAAGAGCUCUAUAUUUUCUGCAAUAAUGGGUGAAUUGGAUGACGUGAGCGCCGACAGUCUCGAUGUGAACGGUUCGGUGGCAUAUGUGAGCCAAAAGUCGUUUUGUUUUAACGGAACGAUUAGAGAGAAUAUAUUGUUUGGAAAGCCAUUCGACCAGAAGUUAUACAACAAAAUACUCUUCAUGUGUGCCCUGGAAGAGGAUCUCAAGAACCUGAGCGCAGGCGACCAGACACUCGUCGGCGAGAGGGGAACCACAUUGAGUGGCGGACAGAGGGCUAGAAUCAACUUAGCAAGAUCACUUUAUCUCAACUCUGAUAUCUAUCUAUUGGACGACCCGUUGAGUGCUGUCGACGCCACAGUCGCCAAACAUAUCUUUGAAAACUGUGUGUUAGACUACUUGAGCGACAAAUGUGUGCUUUUAGUGACAAAUCAAAUGCAAUUCCUGAAGAGGAGUACAAAGAUAUUGUAUUUAACGGACGGCCGGUGUUUGGCAUUCGGUUCGUUCACUGAACUACAGAAUAGUGGCAUUGAUUUCAUGGCUAUACUUAAGGACCCAAAUGAGAGCCAACACACCGAUAGCGACAACUUUGACUCAAAUGAAAGUUUCAAAACACCGGAUAAGAGGACAAAAUUAAAUCAAAUGAACACUAAUCUAGUGGUGAAAGGCUUUAACAUGGAAGACGAUAAUGAAAAUGUGGGUGAAAUCAGUUUGAAAGUGUAUUUCGAUUACUUUAAAUCUGGUUCCGGUUGGCGUCUCGUUGGCUUUGCCUUACUGUCCACUAUUUGCACACAAUUUUUGUUUCACUCGACUGACUAUUGGCUCACAUUCUGGGAUGACAAUAAGAGCGAAUCGAGUGGUGGCACUAAUUGGAAGAAUAUACUGAUAUAUUCACUCAUGAGUUGUGGUCUAUUCAUAUUCGCCACGUUGCGAUCCAUGACAUUCUUCCGGAUGUGUUUGCGUUCAUCGCAUUUCUGUCACAACUUAAUCUUCGACCGACUUUUGCGCACAUCUAUGGCUGCGUUUGACUACAUGCCUAUCGGUUAG